CUCAAAUAUGAUCUGGUUCUCCUUGCUAUAUAAAAGAGAAAAAUAAACACAGAGAUCCUCGGUUAAUUUCUAAACCGGAAAUCUCAGACAAGUUGUGUAAUUACAUAAACACCCUUAUGAAAAAUUUGGUGGGAAACUUUUCAAUUUUUUUUGUUCUUUUGUCAUAGCUGCUUUCUUCCAUAAAGCUAAGCUGGCUCACCGGUGCACAACUUAGCAGAACAAACAUUUAUAAACAGAGGAACACAAAAGGAGAGAGUUGUGCAGAGAAUAGUAGUUUUUGGCUAUUCUCCGUAACUUUGUUCACAACAUACGGGAGAAAAUAAACAAAAGCAGAUACAAGGAUCUUGGAACGGAAACUCAUAUAUAUAAAGAAAUGAAAAAGAGUAAGACUUUGAUUUUGAUAACAAAGACAAGAUACACGAUCUUUUAAAUUGUGUCCGAGAAGACAAAAAAAAAAAUGAAGGAAGAAGAAGAAGAAGAAAAAGCAUGAGCUCUGUUUUUGCUUAUUUAACCUCACCAAGGCGCAUGUUAGCUAAAACCACAGUAAUGUACACCUUCCUUCACGCUAUUCAGAAUGUGACGCCGUUCGUACAACCCACAUAUUGCAUCUUCUUCUCUCUCUCCAACUCUGCCACGCUUUCUCUCUCUAAAUUUUUCUCUCACCCAGAAAUUAAAAAAAAAAACAAUUCUUUCUCAGUUUUUGUUAUCCAAAUCAUAAGAAAGGACUCUUUUUUCUUUAUAAAAAUUUGAUCUUUCUGAAAACUGAAGAUAGAGAUAGAGCGAGAGAAGUUAGGAACGUCUCUUCUUCUCUCCCUUCCUCCAUACAAAUAAAAUAAAAACUGCAAAGUUUGCGACUUUCCUUGUCAGAGAAGACGAUCGACUUUCUCUUGAUUCUUACUCGUGACAUCGGAGAGGUAGGUUAGGGUUCGCGGAACGAUUUGGGAAGCUUGAUGCUCUGAUUGUUGUUUCUGAGAAGAAGAAGGAAGAUGAUUAUCAAACGGGAACUUAAAACCCAGAUGAUACCGAGUUUGAAACGGUGCAGACUCAGUAACUCGGUGAGUCACUCCACGAAGAAGAGGAAGUCCAACUUGGGAGGUUACUACUACCCUCUCAGCCUUCUCGGAGAUAUCUCCUCCGGGAUCGUUCCAGGCGGAGGUCCGAAUGGUUUCUCUACGAGGGAGGCUCCGUCUGGAGUCUCCCGUCCACCGCUUGUUCCGACAUCUAGGGGGAGAAUCCGUAUGCUUCCUUCUCGGUUCAACGACUCGGUGCUCGACAACUGGAGGAAAGAUGGCAAGAACGGCAGAGAGGGUGAAGUUGAACGCAGGAAGGAGAAAGCUAGUAGUAGUUUGAAAAGCAAGCAACUUGAGGCUCGUGCUUGUGUUGUUGUCAGAGAGAGGGAAGACGAAAGGGUUCAGAGAGAAGGUUUUUAUGGGCCUGAGAACUUUUAUUCAGGCGACUUGGUUUGGGCUAAGUCUGGAAGAUCUGAGCCUUUCUGGCCAGCUAUUGUUAUUGAUCCGAUGGUACAAGCGCCAGAGCUUGUCUUGCGUUCUUGUAUACCUGAUUCAGCCUGCGUUGUCUUCUUUGGUCACUCUGGGAACGAGAGUGAAAGGGAUUAUGCAUGGGUGAGGAGAGGGAUGAUCUUCCCUUUUCUGGAUUAUGUUGCCAGGUUCCAGGAACAGUCUGAGCUGCAGGGAUGCAGCCCUGGGAGGUUUCAGAUGGCUUUGGAGGAAGCAUUUUUGGCAGAUCAGGGAUUCAUGGAGAAGUUGAUGGAUGAUAUUCACACGGCUGCUGGUAACUCGAGUUUUGACGAUUCUUCUUUGCAGGAGUUAAAGAAUUACAGAAAUCCACUAGCCUGUGCAGGAUGUGAAACAGUCAUUUCUUUUGAGAUGGCUAAAAAAAUGAAAGCUCUGACUCCCGGUGAUCAAUUGUUGUGUAAACCAUGCUCAAGGGUGAAAAAGUCAAAACACAAUUGUGGUAUAUGCAAGAGGAUAGGGAAUCAUUUGGACAGGCAAACCUGGGUGAAAUGUGAUGGUUGUAAAGUUUGGGUACACGUAGAGUGUGACAAAACAUCAGAUAAACAUUUGAAGGGUUUGGGAGAAACAGAUUACUACUGUCCUACUUGCAGAGCUAAAUUCAACUUUGAGCUAUCAGAUUCAGAAAAACCAAAGUUAAAACUUGGAAAAGGCGAUGGUGGGAUGGUUCUUCCUGACAAGGUUAUUGUGGUAUGCUCUGGAGUUGAAGGAAUCUAUUUCCCAAGUCUCCAUCUAAUCGUAUGUAAGUGUGGCUCAUGUGGACCUCAAAAGAAAGCACUUAGUGAAUGGGAAAGGCAUACUGGAUCGAAAGUAAGAAAUUGGAAGACGAGUGUGAAAGUCAAAAGCUCAAAGCUGCCGCUAGAAGAAUGGAUGAUGAAGUUAGGAGAGUUGCAUGCAAAUGCUACAGCAGCUAAUGUUCCUAAACGACCUUCCAUAAAGCAGAGAAAGCAGAAGUUGCGUGCUUUUCUGUCAGAGAGGUAUGAACCGGUCAAUGCGAAAUGGACAACAGAACGAUGUGCUGUUUGUAGAUGGGUUGAAGACUGGGACUACAACAAGAUUAUUAUCUGCAACAGAUGCCAAAUAGCAGUGCAUCAAGAAUGCUAUGGGGCUACAAAUAUUCAUGAUUUCACCUCAUGGGUCUGUAAAGCAUGCCAGAAGCCAAGUAUUAAGCGGGAUUGCUGCCUCUGCCCUGUAAAAGGAGGUGCACUAAAGCCAACUGAUGUGGAAACACUGUGGGUUCAUGUGACGUGUGCUUGGUUUCAGCCUGAAGUAUGUUUUGCAAGUGAUGAAAAAAUGGAACCAGCUGUUGGGAUUUUGAGUAUUCCAUCUAGUAAUUUUGUCAAGAUAUGUGUGAUAUGCAAACAAAUACAUGGCUCGUGCACUCAGUGCUGCAAGUGCUCUACGUAUUAUCACGCUAUGUGUGCCUCCCGAGCUGGUUAUAGAAUGGAGUUGCACAGCUUGGAGAAAAAUGGUCGGCAGAUAACAAAAAUGCUAUCCUACUGUGCUUAUCACAGGGCUCCAGACCCAGAUACUGUGUUAAUUAUGCAAACUUCUAAAGAUGUCUUCUCUGCAAAAGGUCUUGUCCAAAACAAGAAGCAAGGCGGUUCCAGGCUCAUUUCAUCAAUCAGAAGAGACGAUAAAGAGUCACCCGCAGAGGAUACCGUUACAUGUGAUCCGUUUUCUGCUGCUCGUUGUCGAGUAUAUAGAAGAAAUACCAAUACCAAGAAGAGGAGUGAAGAAGAAGCUAUCCCUCACCACACAAGGGGACCAAGCCAUCAUCCAUCAGCAGCAAUCCGAACUCUAAACACUUUCAGGCAUGUCCCGGAGGAACCCAAAUCGUUUUCAUCUUUCAGAGAACGACUUCGCCACUUGCAGAGGACAGAAAUGGAUAGGGUCUGCUUUGGGAGAUCUGGAAUACAUGGAUGGGGUCUUUUUGCUAAAAGAAUUAUCCAAGAUGGAGAAAUGGUUAUUGAAUACAGAGGGGAACAAGUGAGAGGCAGCAUUGCAGACUUGAGAGAAGCGCGUUACCGCAGAGAAGGGAAGGAUUGCUAUCUGUUCAAGAUCAGUGAGGAAGUAGUUGUUGAUGCUACAGAUAAAGGGAAUAUAGCUCGGCUGAUCAACCAUUCGUGUACGCCAAAUUGCUAUGCAAGGAUAAUGAGCGUAGGAGAUGGGGAAAGCAGGAUAGUUCUGAUCGCCAAGGCCAAUAUAGCUGUGGGAGAGGAGUUAACGUAGACUACAGAUUUAUAUUAUAGUAUGAUUACUUAUUUGAUCCAGACGAGCCAGAGGAAUUCAAGGUGCCAUGUCUAUGUAAAGCUCCCAACUGCAGGAAAUUCAUGAAUUAGAUUAGAUAAGGUGCACAUGAUACAACAUGAAGAAGAAGAUAAAGAAGCCAAGCAAUAUUCUCCUUUUUUUUAUAUAUAUAUUGCUCAAGAAACGAUAUAGUUUAUAGGUAGUGAGCUAAUAAGUGACCCAACUCUAUAUCCCUUUUCUGGCUCUCUGUAUAGACAACUUGUUAGUUUCAGGAAGAAUCCAGUUUUAAUUAUUCUUGUCAAUGAUGCAUCUUCCUGAGCCUCA
Messenger RNA from Brassica napus (rape), 4106 nucleotides. RefSeq names its product histone-lysine N-methyltransferase ATX4-like. Gene Ontology annotation, biological process: regulation of transcription by RNA polymerase II. The record is from RefSeq and is a predicted model, not a curated record. Lineage: Eukaryota; Viridiplantae; Streptophyta; Magnoliopsida; Brassicales; Brassicaceae. Gene Ontology annotation, molecular function: protein binding. Bases 987 to 3764 code for a protein of 925 amino acids. The transcript has 22 exons.